UGCUGGUAUUUAAACACAUCAUCAUCGAUUGGGUGCUGAAGUGGACAGCUCCCCGCGCGGACAAAACCCGCGCAACAAACGCACCGCCAUGGCUCGUUGUGGCAGCUCGUUCCCUUCCAGACACUGAGUGGAGGUCAGCGUCAACAUCCAACUCUUUCCACACCAACUAUGGGCUCUGUUUAAAGGGACGGAGAGGAGCAGGCGCCGCGGAUGUUGGGGCCACCUGUAGCGAACAGGAGCGGAGCCUGUCGCGUUUUUGCGCCUCCGUCCUGCAGGAGACCGGCUGGAGGCUCCGGGGAGGUCUGAGCUCGUGUCCGUGGGGAAGCUUAAAGAGGCGGCGGCGCGCGCUGCCGUGGAAACUAAACUGAGCGCAAGAUUCUUCUGCGUCUUGCUGCCAUCUCUCCGAACCAACCAUGGGGAAAGAGGAGUGCAAAACAAUGCUGGACGCGUUGAACAAAGUCACAGCCUGCUACAGGCACCUGGUCAUCGCCCUCGGAAGUACGUCGGACUCCCAGAACCUGCGAGAGGAGCUGAAGAAGACCCGCAAAAAGGCCCAGGAGCUGGCGGUGGCCAACAGGACUAAACUGACCUCCCUGCUCAAAGACAAAAGCAUCAGCAAGGAGGACCGCGCCGAGUACGAGCGCCUCUGGGUGCUGUUCUCCAGCAGCAUGGAGCUCCUGGAGGUGGACAUGAAGAGGUCCCUGGAGAUCGGGCAGGACUUCCCCCUCAAGGUGCCCACCAGGCAUCUCAUCCAGACGGGCAUGACGGGCAGCACCAACGCAGUGGCCGCCCGGGCCAUGAGCGUCCAGAACAUGAAGUAUGAGGCCGACAGCAACAUCGACACGGUGGACCUGGGCGAGCUGCAGACCGAGAUCACGCAGGUGAGCCAGAUGGUGGAGGAGAUGGAGAUGAAGGUGCAGGUGGCGCCGUGGGCCGUCGUGGCAAAGCAGGAGGCGGGCGCCGAGCUCAAGUCCAGCAUGAGCGUGGGGAACUCCUCCGUGGGCGUCAUCUCCAUCUGCGAGGAGGAGCCCAAGGAUGAUGAGGACGGAGGUGGGGGCUCCAGGGAGGGGAGCUCGGGGUCGAUCGGCGCGGUGGUGGUGUUUGUGAUCAUCGUGGCAGUCGCCUUGGUGCUGGGAUAUUUAGUCAUCAACAUGUCGUGAAUCAUGUGGAGCAGCAGGGUCCAGCCCUCCCUCAUGGAGACACCGCCUGGACAGAGUCCAGCUCCACCAGUGACACCCAGAGAGGUCUCAAACUGGCUGUCAAAGUUAAACGUCAACUCUCUCGGGGUUCCUGAAUGUAUUUCUUGGAGAUGAGGAUUUGCACUUGAUCUAUAGCCUCUAGAGCAACAUAGUGUGAUUGGCAGAGUAGGUGUUUUGAAGUGGGGGAUAGGUCGUGUAUUUUUGGAGGAGCAGGAUAAAAAUAAAAAAAAGUCCUAAAAUUAUGUGACAGCGUCUGGGCAUCAGGAUGAUCCAAACAACACGUAAUCCAAGUGGAUUAGUGGGAAAAGCUCAAGCAUAAAUGUAGCCGACAGCCGGUCGGCUAUUCCUGUUGGCGUUCAGCAGAACUGAGGCUUUAGAGGCCACGGCUUCAACCCAGAGACAUCAGGUGUUCAAACAGGCAGGCGAUCAUGCAGUCUGAGAAUUAGGUUCGUGUAGGGCUCACUUGAUUCGUACCUCAUUGGUUGGAUGGUCAGAUCUGCAGCAGCACACGUUCAACG
This is a messenger RNA of Nematolebias whitei (Rio pearlfish), 1717 nucleotides long. Its product is annotated as regulator of G-protein signaling 9-binding protein. The transcript has 2 exons. Gene Ontology annotation, cellular component: neuron projection; photoreceptor outer segment. The coding region runs from base 414 to 1160 and encodes 248 amino acids. Gene Ontology annotation, biological process: G protein-coupled receptor signaling pathway; detection of light stimulus involved in visual perception. The record is from RefSeq and is a predicted model, not a curated record. NCBI's taxonomy places the organism in Eukaryota, Metazoa, Chordata, Actinopteri, Cyprinodontiformes, Rivulidae.